AUGGCCUCCGUCUCUGAGCUCACCUGCAUCUACUCGGCCCUCAUCCUGCACGAUGAUGAGGUGACAGUCACGGCCCUGGCAAAUGUCAACAUUGGGAGCCUCCUCUGCAGUGUGGGCGCUGGUGGACCUGCCCCAGCAGCUGGGGCCUCACCGGCUGGAGGACCUGCGCCGCUCCUGCCCACUGCUGCUGCUCCAGCUGAGAAGAAAGUGGAAGCAAAGAAAGAAGAAUCUGAAGAGUCUAAUGAUGACAUGGGAUUUGGUGUUUUUGACUAA
Elephantulus edwardii (Cape elephant shrew) is the source of this 273-nucleotide messenger RNA. RefSeq names its product 60S acidic ribosomal protein P1-like. Gene Ontology annotation, cellular component: cytosolic large ribosomal subunit. Gene Ontology annotation, biological process: cytoplasmic translation. Bases 1 to 273 code for a protein of 90 amino acids. The record is from RefSeq and is a predicted model, not a curated record. The transcript is spliced from 2 exons. Lineage: Eukaryota; Metazoa; Chordata; Mammalia; Macroscelidea; Macroscelididae. Gene Ontology annotation, molecular function: structural constituent of ribosome; protein kinase activator activity; ribonucleoprotein complex binding.